Messenger RNA from Scophthalmus maximus (turbot), 2540 nucleotides. It is a transcript of the gene gpr78a, whose product is annotated as G protein-coupled receptor 78a. Gene Ontology annotation, biological process: adenylate cyclase-activating G protein-coupled receptor signaling pathway. Gene Ontology annotation, molecular function: G protein-coupled receptor activity. NCBI's taxonomy places the organism in Eukaryota, Metazoa, Chordata, Actinopteri, Pleuronectiformes, Scophthalmidae. Bases 198 to 1520 code for a protein of 440 amino acids. The record is from RefSeq and is a predicted model, not a curated record. Gene Ontology annotation, cellular component: membrane. The transcript is spliced from 5 exons.
AGGGGGAGAGGAGCAAGAUGGUGGAGGGCUUUGAAAGUGAGGACCAGGACCUUGAAGGACGCAAACAGUCGCAUGUGCACGCCACGUUUUCACGCGGCUAUAACAUGGGUCAUCUUUGCCAAAGAAAACCACCAACAGCAUGACAUCCCCAUCUCUGAUAUUACCUCCUGCCUGCAUGAAUAUUGUUCAAGCGUCACAUGAGCCAGCUACCGACUGCACGUGCGGGGAGCACGUCACUGCCAACGAGAGAGGAGGCGCUGGAUAGUGCGCAUGAUCGAGAGUGGGGAGAGAGAGGGAGAAAGAGAGCACUCGCACUGGAUAGCUCUCUCUCUCUCUCUCUGCGCGUCUCCUGCGCACUAGCGCGCCUCUGGCACGUGCGCCGGGUAAAGGAGCAUCUUUCACAGCCGGCGGGGGGGCACGAGCAGAGAGAAUGGCACACUCUCCACGGCAUCCUCCCCACAGCUGCAACUAAAGCCGAGCCUCGAGAGAUGAGCAUUCCGGAGUUCCUACUGGAAGUGUCCAUCGUGGUGAUCGCCGUCGUCUCGCUGUUGACAAAUGUGUCAGUGCUGCUAUGCUUCACCCAGAGCGCCGAGUUGCGGUCCCACGUGCCCGGAAUCUUCAUCCUAAACCUCUCCUUCUCCAACAUCCUCCUCGCGAUCAUAAACAUGCCCUCCACUUUUCUCGGCGUGGCCAAGAGCGCGGAGCCCUUCGGGCACGAGUUCUGUCAGGCGGUCAGUUUGGCCGAGACUUUCCUCACCACCAAUGCCAUGAUGAGCAUGGCCGCGCUGAGCAUGGACAGGUGGAUCGCGGUGGUGUUCCCCCUGAGUUACUGCAGCAAAAUGCGCUACAGGGACGCUCUUCUGAUCGUCGCGUACUCGUGGCUGCACUCCCUCACGUUUUCUCUCACCCAGCUGCUGAUGGACUGGGGUGGAUACAGCCACACUUACGCCUCGUGUACCGUUCACCUGGACGGGCGGGAGAGGUCCCGGCUGCCCGCCUAUGCGACCUUCACCGUGCUGUUCCACCUCAGCAGCUUUGCGCUCUGCCUCUUCGUCCUGUGCUUCGCCUACCUGAAAGUUCUGAGAGUGGCCAGGUCCCACUGCAAGAGGAUCGAUGUGAUCACAGUGCAGACUCUGCUGCUGCUGGUUGACAUUCACCCCAGUGUGAAGGAGAGAUGUCUUGCAGAACAGAAGAAGAGGAGGCAGCGCGGCACAAAAAAAAUCUGCAUCUUCAUUGGCUCCUUCAUCCUCUGCUUUUCCCCCUAUGUUAUGACAAGGUUGGUGGACUUGUUGCCCUCUGUGCACGUCCCGCGGUAUGUGGGCAUUGCCACCAAAUGCCUUUCCUACGCCAAGGCCUCCACUGACCCGUUUGUCUACUGUCUGCUGCGACAGCAGUACAGGAAGGUCCUGGUCAGUAUUAUCUACCGAGUUCUGAGAAAGAAUCAUUACUCGCUAUCUGCCCACAGCAUGAGCAGCACUCUGGACACUGCAGAUGACAACUGUAUCGCCAGGAUUACUUGAGCUCCAUGUGCUAUAGUUAAGUGAUUCGACGCCUGCAUCCCUUCUGCGGGAAGGUUCAGAGGUCAGGGACUGUGGAAAGCAACUGCCAUGCAGAUGGAAAGGAGUCAGGGCCUUGCUCAAGGACACUCUAACAGAUGGCGGGUUUGAAGGACUGUUCAAGCCGCAGAGUUGUCCACUGAGAGAACUGUAUAGCCAAUGGGACCUCGCCGGCCUCUGGCGUGUGCCAAAGGCCCUUCGCAGCCUCUACAGACUGUUGUUUCCACAGGGCUCAUCAGAUUGCCUGUGGAGGCAUUGCCACGGAUAGACCACCUGAAAACUGCAACAAUAUGUUGAUUAUUACCAUUAAUGUAAAUGUAUGUUUUUAUCUCGAAUUUGUCAGGAAGUGGUCUUCAUGUUUCAGUGAAAAACUGAGAAAUGUUCAUUCUGAUGACUGUUUUGAUGUGAAUUUUGAAGUUAAUGAGUGCCAUUUUAACACAUACAAAAAGAAAUAGGUGUGAGGAUGUGAACAUGUUAUAUCAUAGCAAAAACACAGGUUAGAUAAUAAACGACACUGCCACAAACACUGCUAUAUGAGUGAUUAGUAGACAUUAUUAGAUGUCAGGGAAUAUAUAGUGAUACUGUUCGAUGUUUAUCCAAUUGAUCACAUAUGACCUUAGUGUGAACAUGAGCUGUGAGCAGUCCAGACUAAUUUGUCUUAUUUGUAGUAUAUUUUAGAGGCUGCCACAGAUCAAAUUUUUUAAAAAGCAAUAGGUAUAUUGUUUAUUAUUACUUAACAGUGAACACUUUUCAACCUCCCCUCCAUGCUACUCCAAGUGGUAUUACUGUCAGCCUGUGUCACAACAUAUUUACCUCUCUCAGGCUAGCUGCACAAAGUGAAAAUGGAAAAUGGAUUGAAAAUGGAUGUAUAAGUAUAAUAUUGUACUAAAUAAGAUAAAAUUAAAUAAACUAAAAUAAGAUCAAAUAAAAUAAGGACCCACACUGGAUUUAACCAUGAAGACCAGACCUGCAAAAUGUCUAGCU